AAGCACCUGAUGAACCACGUGACAAACUCACGAGUAGGCGUGUAGACGUUCAACUUUGAGCUUUCAAGACAACAAGCACCUACCUAAUCUACCUCGUUUUAGCUCAAAAUAAAGUCAUGUCAUCUCGCCGAGCAUUGCAUUUUGUCUUCAAGGUUGGGGACCGAACGAAAACCGCCGAGUUUUAUCGGGAUGUGCUGGGAAUGCAGUUUUUGAGGCAUGAGGAAUUUGAAGAAGGCUGCAAGGCCACCUGUAAUGGACCAUACGACGGCAAGUGGAGCAAAUCCAUGGUGGGCUAUGGAGCGGAGGACAGUCAUUUUGUGACCGAGUUGACGUACAACUACGGCAUUAAGGAGUACAGGCUGGGCAAUGACUUUCAGGGCAUCACCAUACAGUCCAACAAGGCUGUGCAGAAUGCGCGAAGCAAGAACUGGCCCUUGCUCCCUGUAUCUGAUGGAGUCUACAGUGUAGAGGCUCCUGGUGGAUAUAAGUUUUUUCUCCUAGACCAACCACCACCAGCAGGAGAUCCGGUCAAGAAGGUGACCGUUGGAGUUUCGAACCUUGCAAAGUCAACUGAUUACUGGACCAAGCUUUGUGGCAUGACGCUGUACGAGCAGACGACAAAUACGGCAUUGUUGGGCUUUGGGGACAGCCAGUGCAAACUGGAGCUGAAGGACGCAGGGGGCGCCAUCGACCGAGGCACGGCGUACGGACGCAUCGCUUUUGCCUGCCCACGAGACCAGCUUCCCGGUAUCGAAAGUUCUAUGAAGUCGGCCGAUCAAACGAUCGUCACUCCACUUAUUAGUUUGGACACGCCGGGCAAAGCAACCGUUGAAGUCGUCAUUCUGGCAGACCCAGAUGGUCUUGAGAUUUGUUUUGUCGGAGAUGAAGCUUUCAGGGAGCUUUCGCAGGUCGACCCCAAAGCGGACCAACUCUUAGAUGAGGGGAUCAAGGCAGACAAAAGUGAUGAGUAUUUCGCGAAGCACCCAGAGAGGAAGGGAGUUGCUAAAUAAACUAGAGAUUUUCUCUUAUGUUUGCUUUUUGUUUUUUGGUGACUUCUAUUUCAUAGUGUUGCAUGUAGUAUUAUUAUUAUAA
Molecule: messenger RNA, 1092 nt
Organism: Patiria miniata (bat star)
Lineage: Eukaryota; Metazoa; Echinodermata; Asteroidea; Valvatida; Asterinidae
Gene: glod4
Product: glyoxalase domain-containing protein 4-like
Exons: 9
Coding region: 117-1010 (297 amino acids)
Source: RefSeq, a predicted model, not a curated record